AUGCCGCAUCUCUCCCUCUUACCUAUAAUCCCUUCUGUUGCUGCACUAUCGCGGGCCUUCCUUACAUGGGGGUGCAAGAGUGUGCGUGUUCUUGGCACAGAUCAAUUCUUGCAUAUUUUGACAGAUCCAAAGCGUGCAGAGGAAGGUCGUGGAAUUGUGACGUAUGCGAAUCAUAUUUCCGUGCUGGAUGAGCCGAUCAUGUGGGGUGCAUUGCCGAGCUCGUACUUUUGGGACCGUCGCACAGUGCGUUGGAGCUUAGGCGCAAGUGAUAUUAUUUUUAAGAACGAGCUGUAUCGCUGGUUCUUUCGGCAAGGACAGACGUUGGAAGUGUUCCGUGACCGAGGUAUUUACCAAGAUGCCAUCAACCAAGCCAUCCAGCAUAUAGGACGUGGUGCCUGGAUCCAUAUUUUCCCAGAAGGUAAAGUGAAUCUCACGCGCUCGACAUACAUGCGGCGCUUCAAAUGGGGCAUUUCGCGCCUCAUUCUUGAGGCGCCGAUCUGUCCGUAUGUCGUGCCUGUCUGGCUCAUGGGUUUUGAUCAGAUCAUGCCGCAUCCCCGUGCACCACCUCGCUGGGUCCCUCGCACUGGUGCGGAUAUCUGUGUGGUAUUUGGUGAUCCUAUUGAUGUCGAUGCAUACAGACAAACAUAUUUCGAAUGGGCGUCGAUGCACCAUGCCUCGGGACUCACGAUACAGAGGAGUUCUUCUUCUUCUCCCGCUCUGGGCGAGUCGGUGCUUGACACACUAUUGGCAUUGAGGCUGCCACGCGUCGAUAUUCAUACACCGCCACAUCAUAUCUACACAUACGAUACGUGGCGCUCCGUGCAACUGGCGCCAGAGGACCAUCCUGCGUAUGCAAUGAUCCGCAGCCACCUCGCAGCCUACUUGCGCACGAACCUCGCUCAUGUCGGUCUACAGACGCGCCUCACACUUGGGUAUGGGCCCGGUGAAGGUUUGCUUGCACACCGCCCCAAUGACGUUCACGUCUAG
Molecule: messenger RNA, 987 nt
Organism: Malassezia globosa CBS 7966
Lineage: Eukaryota; Fungi; Basidiomycota; Malasseziomycetes; Malasseziales; Malasseziaceae
Exons: 1
Coding region: 1-987 (328 amino acids)
Biological process (GO): inner mitochondrial membrane organization; cardiolipin acyl-chain remodeling
Cellular component (GO): mitochondrial membrane
Molecular function (GO): 1-acylglycerophosphocholine O-acyltransferase activity
Source: RefSeq, a predicted model, not a curated record